Molecule: messenger RNA, 1710 nt
Organism: Vigna umbellata (rice bean)
Lineage: Eukaryota; Viridiplantae; Streptophyta; Magnoliopsida; Fabales; Fabaceae
Product: pentatricopeptide repeat-containing protein At2g37320-like
Biological process (GO): RNA modification
Molecular function (GO): RNA binding; protein binding
Source: RefSeq, a predicted model, not a curated record
CAUAUUUUGUCACCAGCAGGAGGCCUCAGUCGAUAAGAAUGGCCACAAAAUCGUUCCAUCUAAGGAUUCAAUUUGAAUCAAUGAAUGCAUUACUCACAAGAAAGCCAUCAUUUUGUCUUAGGAAUCAAAAUUUUAGGCCUUUCUCUUCCCAUAAAUUGUUAUCAAAGAAAGGUUUAGCCAAUGCACUAAGAGUCCUGAACCUUGUAUCCCCCCAAAAACGUGGUGCUGAUGUUAAGAGUCGUCAAAGCCAUCUGAGGCUCAUUGAGAACAUGUUGGAAAACAAUGCAACCGUAACCAUUCCUCUUGGUCACAAUUCACCUACUCUUAGGACUACAACUGAAAUGGAUAUUCACUCCUCUGUUCUACAGAUGGAAGUUUAUGUGCACUCCUUGUCACAAGCUGUGAGCUCAUGUGGGUCCAAGCGUGACCUUUGGGGAGGAAUUCAGUAUCACUGCUUAGCAAUAACAACUGGGUUCAUUGCCAAUGUUUAUGUUGGAAGUUCUUUGAUAAGUUUGUACAGCAGAUGUGCCUUAUUGGACGAUGCAUGCCUUGUGUUUGAAGAAAUGCCUGUUAGGAAUGUAGUUUCAUGGACGGCAAUUAUUUCUGGGUUUGCACAAGCAUGGCGUGUUGACAUGUGUUUGGAGCUCUUGCAUCAAAUGAGGGGAUCAGAUUUGAGACCAAAUUAUUUUACGUACACUAGUCUUCUAAGUGCUUGUAUGGGCAGUGGAGCACUGGAACAUGGGAGAUGUGCUCAUUGUCAAAUAAUUCACCUGGGUUUUCACUCUUACCUCCACAUUGAUAAUGCUCUAGUUGCUAUGUAUUCCAAAUGCGGGGCAAUUGACGAGGCCUUGUACAUAUUUGAAAAUAUGGAGGGUAGGGAUGUUGUCACAUGGAAUACCAUGAUUAGCGGGUAUGCGCAGCAUGGGCUUGCCCAAGAGGCAAUUAGUCUCUUCGAAGAGAUGAUAAAGCAAGGUAUUCAUCCUGAUGCUGUUACUUACCUUGGUGUCUUAUCCUCAUGCAGACAUGGCGGGCUUGUCAAAGAAGGCCAAGUUUACUUUAAUUCCAUGAUUGAGCAUGGUGUGCAGCCAGAACUAGAUCAUUAUUCUUGUAUUGUAGAUCUUCUUGGUCGAGCUGGUUUACUUCUGGAGGCUCGUGAUUUCGUUCAAAAUAUGCCUGUUUUUCCCAAUGCUGUAAUAUGGGGUUCACUGUUGUCUUCCUCUAGGCUUCAUGGAAGUGUUCAGAUUGGCAUCCAUGCAGCAGAGAAUAGGCUGUUGUUGGAACCAGGGUGUUCAGCUACACUUCAGCAGCUGGCGAAUCUCUAUGGAAGAGUUGGUUGGUGGAAUGAGGCUGCACGAGUGCGAAAAUUAAUGAAAGACAAAGGUCUUAAACCAAAUCCUGGUUGUAGUUGGGUUGAAGUGAAAAGCAAAAUCCAUAUAUUUGAAGCACAAAAUAAGUCAAACAGUAGAAGGACAGAGAUUAUUUUAACAUUGAAUAGUUUGAUAGACCACAUUAGUAGUUUAAACUUUCAGUUUCAGAUGUGUGAUGAGGAAAAUAUUUGGCUUUCAGUUUCACAAUGCUAACUCAAUUGUGGGGCUUUUAACAUUUCCAGCACUCACGUUUGAAAUGGGUGGGAACAAUAGGACUGUCAUUUUCUGGUCAGUGAAAUGUUUAUCGAUGAUCGGAAAUUCAAAAAAACAAUUCUGAGCAAAG